Molecule: messenger RNA, 1453 nt
Organism: Entamoeba invadens IP1
Lineage: Eukaryota; Evosea; Mastigamoebida; Endamoebidae
Product: vacuolar ATP synthase subunit B, putative
Exons: 2
Biological process (GO): proton transmembrane transport; ATP metabolic process
Cellular component (GO): proton-transporting V-type ATPase, V1 domain
Molecular function (GO): proton-transporting ATPase activity, rotational mechanism; ATP binding
Source: RefSeq, a predicted model, not a curated record
UAUAGUAUAUAAUAAUUAUCGUACCGUGACGAGUGUGAAUGGUCCACUAGUGAUCUUAGACAACAUCAAAGGGCCACGUUACAGUGAAAUUGUGAAUAUCAAAUUAGGGGAUGGGAGUACCCGUAAAGGUCAAGUAUUAGAAAUUGCUGGGAACAAAGCUGUUGUUCAAGUCUUUGAAGGGACAUCGGGGAUAGAUGCGAGACAAACGCGAUGUGAAUUUACAGGGGAUGUCUUAACUAUUCCAGUCUCAGAAGAUAUGUUAGGCCGAGUCUUUAAUGGGUCUGGGAAACCUGUAGAUAAAGGGCCGAAUGUGAUUGCUGAGGAUUAUCUUGAUAUUAAUGGGCAACCUAUUAAUCCAGCGAAUCGUGUGUAUCCCGAAGAAAUGAUUCAAACGGGUAUUUCAGCUAUAGAUGUGAUGAAUUCGAUUGCACGAGGACAAAAGAUCCCAAUCUUCUCUGCUGCUGGUCUUCCACACAAUGAAAUUGCUGCACAGAUCUGUAGACAAGCCGGAUUAGUCAAACAUAAAGGCCUUGGAGUAGUUGAUACCCAUGAAGAUAACUUUGCGAUAGUAUUUGCGGCUAUGGGUGUUAAUAUGGAAACAGCUCGAUUCUUUAGACAAGACUUUGAAGAGAAUGGAUCAAUGGAACGAGUCACUUUAUUCUUAAAUCUAGCUAACCACCCGACUAUUGAACGUAUUAUUACACCACGUCUUGCUUUAACUACAGCAGAAUACUUUGCGUACACUUGCGAUAUGCACGUCUUGGUCAUUUUAACAGAUAUGAGCUCAUACGCCGAUUCGUUGAGAGAAGUCUCAGCGGCGCGUGAAGAAGUCCCGGGCCGUCGUGGGUAUCCCGGGUAUAUGUAUACCGAUCUUGCGUCGAUUUAUGAACGAGCUGGGCGUGUCAAUGGCCGUGUAGGGUCGAUUACUCAGAUUCCUAUAUUGACUAUGCCUAAUGAUGAUAUCACACAUCCUAUUCCAGAUUUGACUGGGUAUAUCACAGAAGGCCAGAUCUAUGUUGAUAGACAAAUGCAUAAUAGACAAAUCUAUCCUCCUAUUAAUGUAUUACCAUCUUUAAGUAGAUUAAUGAAGUCCGCUAUCGGUGAAGGAAUGACUCGUGAAGACCAUUCGGAAGUCUCGAAUCAAUUGUACGCUAACUACGCUAUUGGUAAAGACGCACAAUCAAUUAAAGCAGUCGUCGGUGAAGAAGCUUUAAGUAUGGAAGAUAAAUUGGCGUUGGAAUUCUUGGACAAAUUCGAGUCAAAAUUCAUCGCACAAGACUACUACGAAUCAAGAGAUAUCUUCCAAAGCUUGGACUUGGCUUGGUCUUUACUCAGAACUUUCCCCCGUGAUAUGUUGAAAAGAAUUUCUAAUGAGACUCUCGAUAAGUACUAUGACCCAAGCCCCGAAGCUCAAGCCGCUAGAGAUAUCAAAGAAGACAAAGGUGAAAAAUAA